AUGGAACAAUUAAACCUGACCACAAUACCCACAACGGCGCUCUCGGACACAGAAACUGACGACGAAGAUGAACGUCUUUUCCAAAUAGAUCGUUUGGUGCCUACUGCUAGCUUAUCUUCUCUUGAUGUACGAGAAAAUGGUUUAUCGCCUGCUGAAACAGAAGACAAGGAAUGGUUGAUAAAAAGCCAACGUGGUCGAAAUGUAGCGGAACUGAAAAGAGAACAUAAAAGACGAGCAGACGGUUUGAGCGCGGACAGGAUGGAAAAAAUACUUAGAAUGUUGGCUAUGGCUUGCGCCUGUACUUUUGGCGUCGGGAGUCAUUUUUCAAGUCAUAUAAUUGGACCACUUAAGGGCAUUCUUAUGGAGCGCUUAAACCUCACAAACACCCAAUUCUCUCUUCUUAUUGCCUCUCUAACACUCUGUAACACGGUAAUACCAAUCGUCUCUGGACUAUUGAUCGCAAAAGUAGGAACAACGAACAGUUCGAUAGUGGUCACUACUGUAAUUUUGAUAGGAAUGAUUGUUGUCACGGCUGCUAGUUGGUCUGGACAAGUUUGGGCAAUGAUUGUAGGAUUUUCUGUGUUUGGCAUGGGUCUAGCACCAUUAACUAUAAUCCAAGAGACAAUAAUAGUCCAAUUCUUUCAAGGCAAUGGCUUGGGAUUUGCCCUGGCUUCUGGGUUGACAGUGGGAAAACUAGCAUCAUUUCUUGCCUCCAUAACUGCUGUUCCGCUUUCCCUGGGCGGAGAACUUUCUUACCGUACACCCUUCAUAGUCGCAACAUUUACAUGCUUUCUCUCAUGGGUAAUGAAUAUAGUAUAUUUAUUUCUUCUAAGACAUGCUGGGAACAGAAAAGUACAAGGGAAUGACGGAGCCUUAUUCCAUAAGGUUAUGGAGAAGAAGACCGUGCAUUGGAGUGCGAUAUUUGAGUUGUCGAAUAUGUUCUGGUGGUAUUUGGUUGUUGUAUUAUUGUUUGGAACUGCGAUGCCGCCAUUUGUACAUUUGUCAAGGUAA
Paraglomus occultum is the source of this 1011-nucleotide messenger RNA. Lineage: Eukaryota; Fungi; Glomeromycota; Glomeromycetes; Paraglomerales; Paraglomeraceae. The record is from the annotation of a GenBank genome assembly.